This is a messenger RNA of Anastrepha obliqua, 1609 nucleotides long. Its product is annotated as tektin-1. Gene Ontology annotation, biological process: cilium assembly; cilium movement involved in cell motility. The transcript is spliced from 3 exons. The record is from RefSeq and is a predicted model, not a curated record. Gene Ontology annotation, cellular component: microtubule cytoskeleton; nucleus. Lineage: Eukaryota; Metazoa; Arthropoda; Insecta; Diptera; Tephritidae. The coding region runs from base 160 to 1425 and encodes 421 amino acids.
CUGUUGACAAUUGGAAAAUUUUGUUUCUAAUUCCUCCAAAAAAGAAAAAUACAAAUUUAUAAUUUCUUAAAAUAAUAAAGCAUCUGAAUUUUUUUUAAAUACAUUUAUUUUGCUCAGAAUUUUAGUCGAACGGGAAAAUAAUUGAGUGGAAUUUUCAAAAUGCUGCCGAAUAUGUGUUCAAGACGAAUCACUGGCCUACAUUUGACGGGAAAAGGAUAUGGUCCGCAAGCAAAAAUUCCACCUAAAUAUACGGAGGAAGAUUGGGAUUACAAUAAUCAAGUGAAAUUUCGCAUUACCUGUGAUCAGGAACGUUUGGCGGAGCGUAUUGUCGAGGAGUCUCAACGAAUCGUAGACGAAACCAAAGACACAACUAAGAAUUGGCAGCGCGAGGUAGAACAUCAUAUGCGUGAGCGCACUAGUGAAAUUCGGUUUUUAUUAGAUGAAUUGAAUAGGCAGAAGAAGACGGCCAUGCUGGAGGAUGAAGCGUUAAAUACAUAUCGCAAUCGUGUACUCAAUGCCAUUGACUUCCUGAAAGAGAAAUCCAUGGCUAUAAAUCAACGUUGUCAGAUAUUGCGUGAGGGUCGCAUUGGCGUCGAUUUAUGCGAUGACGAAGUGGAUCGUUGUUUGCGUCGCGAAUUGAAGGUGGUUAAAGGUUGCCAGUGUUUAAUGGAUCGGUCACUUAAGGAGGCAACCGAACAGAUACGCAGUCUACGAGCUACUAUGUAUCUAUUGGAUAAAGAUUUGGCUCAGAAGGAUAAAUCCUUGUUGAUUGAUGAGAAUAAUUUAACGUUACGUGAUUCACAACGUAAUAUGAGCACUGGCAAAGAUCUCUCCAAUCUGGAAUGCCGCUACUCUCUUGGUGAAUGGCAACAUAAAACCUACAAAAACAUUGAGGAUAAUGCCAAAGAGUUGACUUCAGCCUCUCAAUUGCGUGCAUAUAUCGAUUUGUUGUUGAAGCAGGUGUGUGAGGAUAUGCAAAAUCAGACCGAUCGCACCAAUGAGGCAUUCGAACGUCGUAUUUCCGAGAUGAAGCAUGUGAAGAAGUGUUUGGAGGACAAGCACAACGACUGCAUGACACACAUACACGAAAUGCAACGCAACAUUCAGCAAUUGGAAAAAGAGCUUGCAGAUAAGCAGCGUUCAAUGACUCUCUGCCAGACACGAUUGAGCAAUCGAGCACGCCGUCCUGGCCUUGAAUUGACCUGCGAUAGUGUGCAAGAUGCUCUUUACCACGAAAUGGAGGCCCUGCAGGCUUCAAUGUGUAAACUAAAUCAGAAGAUCAAUGAAAAUAAAGCAUCUUUGCGCUAUUUACUACACGUACAGAUAAUGCAGGAGGAGGAGAUCAACAUAAAGGCGAAUAGCAUCAAAAUUGAUGAGGUGGAUUGCAUGACAAUUAGGCAAUCUCUAAAAUACCAAUCAUUCUAAAGGGGGGUUGCAUUAGUCAAAAAACAUUUGUGCAUUUAUAUUUAUUUAUGAUAUAUGUACGUAUUAGAAUGUUAGGAUUUGCAUUUCCUCAAAUUGAAAACAAUUUAAAAACACUACUACAGUUACAUUAGUAAUACACGCGUCUAAUUUCCAAUAAAAGUAGCUGCUUUGGUGAACAAAUUUG